Molecule: messenger RNA, 1319 nt
Organism: Penicilliopsis zonata CBS 506.65
Lineage: Eukaryota; Fungi; Ascomycota; Eurotiomycetes; Eurotiales; Aspergillaceae
Exons: 2
Coding region: 186-977 (263 amino acids)
Source: RefSeq, a predicted model, not a curated record
GGAUAUUGCUGAGGAUAUCUGCAUGUCUCACUGUAGCCAGCUGGCGAUGAGCUCCGCCGGUGUAACAUUUGUGGAUCAAGUGAAAGAAUAGAAUAGUAAAAAUUAGGUGUAAUAGGAUAGUAGUAGGAGGAGGAGUAAGAGUAGGAGUAGUGUCUAAAGGCCUAUAUAAAUUACUAUCUACCAUCAUGCACGUUCUCCUCCUCGCCGUCCCUCUUCUGGCCAAUUUCCUGCCUCUCAACGCCCUCCCUCUCAACGACUACGGCGAUUAUGGCAGUUACGCCAACUACGGAUCCUACGGACUGACCUCUUCUACCUCUUCCACCUCUUCCACCACCUCAACCACUACUGAAACGGCGUCCACUGUGGGGGAGAAAGUCAAGCGAGACGGAUAUGGGAAUUACGGCAACUAUAUCAACUAUCCAGCCAGUUACGCCGGCUACGGUAGUUAUGGAGAGACAACCUCAGCAUCUACCACUGCUCCUACUUCUACCAAAACAUCAGCCUCGACGACUUCUACUUCUACCGAAACAUCUAGCACUGUCGCCAAGAGAGAUGGAUAUGGCAGUUAUGCCAACUAUGGAACCUAUCCGGCCAGCUAUGCUGGCUACGGCAGUUACGGAAUGACAACCUCUACCUCUACCUCUGAACCAGCAUGCACUGUCGCCGACCAUAACGUCAAGAGAGAUGGGUACGGGUCGUAUGCCAACUACGGCUCAUACGGCCAAUCUCCCACGACUACCGACUCGACAACUCUUCCGGAAUGUACAGUCACGGCUGACAAGCGGGACAUGGCAGAUCGUGCCGUGACGGGGGAGGACGCCGAUUACGGUGACUAUGGCGACUACGGUAACUAUGGAGACUAUGGCAAUUAUCUUUCCUAUCCUGUUCCUCCGAGCACCGCUUCCACUUCCACUGCUUCUACUUCCACUGCUUCUAUCUCCACUGCUUCUAGCACCACAGCAAGUGGUUCGGCAUAGAGAGAGAUUAUCUGGAGAUGCAACUCCGCAUGAAGGUAUUAGGUAGAAUGGGUGAUUCGAAUUUAGUUCAAUUGAGUAUCAUGAUAUCAGUAUACCUACCCUCAUUGCUUGGCUAGCACGAAAAGACACUCUAAACAAGCCACCCUGGUAGUUGGAGUGCUACUCCGUGGUGUGACCAAAUAGUCAAUUUAGGAGUAAUUACCUGUGUAUCACUUGGCAGGGGCUUGAGUAACAGGCAGAGUGUUGUGUACCUACACCAUGUCCCUAGGCGAAAAAGUAAAGACAGCCUAGGACUUUUCACCGUUAUAAAACUCAUAUUCAUCACCCACACACGGCUCAGAU